AUGAAGAGAAAGAUAGAUUUGGUUGAAGAAGAACACGAGAGUGAACAUGAAGAAAGCGAAAGUUCUGGUGAUGAAAGCGAGGAUGAAGAACCAAGAAUAAAAGAUGUUUUGAGUCAUCUUUCCCGAGCAGUGUCGGAAAAGCGUGCUUCUGAUUUGCUGCAUAGUAUGGCCGCGUCCAAAGAUAUUCUUUUCUGGACUCCCAGCGGACAAUUACUACGAAAUAAACGCACUAUUCCCGUCACAAACAUCGCCGAGCUAGUUGAGUAUGUGUUACUCCCCCAUAACAGUGAGGUUACCAAGCCUCGUGCGCUGAAUACGUUUCUAGAUGGACUUGCAGAGUUAGGAAUGGAUAAAGGUUUAAUCAAGAACAAAAAGUUGUUAAGUGAUUUAAUAGAAAAGGAAAAAGGCUACCGAAAUGUAGAAAAUACUUCUGAUAAUGAGAGCAAUAAUGAGGAGAGUUCAUCGGAUAUUGAAAAUCAGGAGGAGGAGGAGGAGGAAGUGGCUUCUGAGAAUGGCGUUGAAACUGAAGGCACUCAAGAGAGCGACAACGACACUGAAAACGAUAGUGAGGAAACAGAAAGUAGUAGCCCUGAAACGUCCACCACUUUUCACUCUAAAAGUCCUUGUGAACAUUGCGAAAACUCUAAUGUGUACUCCACAUUGAUCAUGAAAUGUCCUAAAUGCUUUUGGCACGAUAACUACAAGAUUUGUCCUAUAUGCGAUCACCAGAUUCCCGAGGAGAGAAAAUACAUCAAAGAGGGCUUUCUUCGGUGUCACGAUUGUGGAUUAAUUUUCCACAAAAACGCCAAGACGUUAGAAACCAAUUUUUAUUCACCUUCUAAAGAGGAGAACGAAGAAGAUGAUUAA
Molecule: messenger RNA, 867 nt
Organism: Porites lobata
Lineage: Eukaryota; Metazoa; Cnidaria; Anthozoa; Scleractinia; Poritidae
Source: the annotation of a GenBank genome assembly